Chanos chanos (milkfish) is the source of this 1203-nucleotide messenger RNA. RefSeq names its product gap junction protein, alpha 5a (gene gja5a). Lineage: Eukaryota; Metazoa; Chordata; Actinopteri; Gonorynchiformes; Chanidae. Gene Ontology annotation, biological process: atrial cardiac muscle cell to AV node cell communication by electrical coupling; heart development; cell-cell signaling. Gene Ontology annotation, cellular component: connexin complex. The coding region runs from base 1 to 1203 and encodes 400 amino acids. The transcript has a single exon. The record is from RefSeq and is a predicted model, not a curated record. Gene Ontology annotation, molecular function: gap junction channel activity involved in atrial cardiac muscle cell-AV node cell electrical coupling.
AUGGGAGACUGGAGCUUAUUAGGUAAUUUUCUGGAGGAGGUUCAGGAACAUUCUACAUUGGUAGGGAAAGUCUGGUUGACUGUCCUCUUCAUUUUUCGGAUUAUGGUUUUGGGAACAGCUGCAGAAUCAUCCUGGGGUGAUGAGCAGUCAGAUUUUAUCUGUGAUACAAAGCAGCCUGGUUGCACAAAUGUGUGUUACAACCAAGCGUUCCCCAUCGCACACAUACGAUACUGGGUGCUGCAAAUCGUUUUCGUCUCCACGCCAUCUCUCAUUUACAUGGGCCACACUAUGCACACAGUACGUGUGCGGGAGAAACAGCGGCAGCGUGAACAACAGGCCAAGGAGGAGAAAGAGGAGGAGGGCAGAGAUGGAGGGAAUGGAGGUGACAAAGAUUCACUGCAACAGAAGUACAGAGAGAGGAACGAGGAGGCAGAACGUAAACUGCAUUUACGAGGGGCAUUGUUGCAGACAUAUGUGUUAAGUAUUCUGAUUCGAAUUGCAAUGGAGGUGGUCUUCAUUGUGGUCCAGUAUAUGAUGUAUGGGGUCUUCUUAGAAGCCCUGUACCUGUGCGAAACCUGGCCGUGCCCGAACCCCGUUAACUGCUACAUGUCUCGCCCAACAGAGAAAAACGUGUUCAUUGUGUUUAUGCUGGUGGUGGCAGGCGUGUCUCUCUUGCUCAGUGUGUUGGAGCUUUAUCACCUGGGCUGGAAACAAUGCCGUCGAUGUUUACAAGCCCGCGCUGUCAACAACAACAAAAAACACAAAAACAACAACAGGGCCGAAACCCCUAUGACUAUUACCAUCCCAAAGUCAACAGCCCCAUUGGAGCACCCAGACACCCCUCAGACAUCUUGCACACCACCACCUGAUUUCAACCAAUGCCUAACAUCUGGCCAGGGCACAUCCACACCUACACACCUUCAUCAUCAUCUUCAUCAUCUCCACCCAAGCUGUCCGCCCUUCACAAACCGGCUAGCCCACAAGCAGAAUUCCGUUAACAUGGCGACUGAACGGCAUCACCAAAGCCAGGAAAAUGUGCAGCGGCAGGAAGAUUUUCUCCAGAUGAAUUAUAUGCCAACACUAAUGCCAAGCCCUCCUGCCACACCUCCACUACAUGCUACUUUAAUCAGAGAUAAACGCCGCCUUAGCAAAACCAGUGGUGCUAGUAGCGGACGAAUUCGCCAAGAUGACCUAUCUGUCUAA